Molecule: messenger RNA, 2624 nt
Organism: Dreissena polymorpha
Lineage: Eukaryota; Metazoa; Mollusca; Bivalvia; Myida; Dreissenidae
Exons: 11
Coding region: 561-1886 (441 amino acids)
Source: RefSeq, a predicted model, not a curated record
UGUAGAGAGACGCAGUCAUACAUCGGUCGCUGUCAAAUGGGGUUUGUUCACGCAACAUUUCGGAGAUAUGUUUGAUGUUAAGUUCUAGCCCAGGAAUGUAUCUAUAAUAUUGCGAUUAGAGUGCUAUAUAUCCAACACAAAUAUCAAUUGCAAUCGCCUUGAAUCAGAUGUUUAGGUAAAGAUAGUACUUUGUUGCCCUGUAACAGCUCCAUCGGGCGGACGGGCACAACUUGAUCUCAACUAUCAAUUUCACGACUAUCACGUUACAUUUUGUGACAUAACGAGGAUAUAAAAGGUAAACAAUACGCCCAAUAGUAUAUGAGCACGGAUGGCCGAAUGGUGUCAGCGCUAGACUUUUACUCCAAGGAAAGCUCACAGACAGAACGCCAUAUUAAAAACGUGCACCGCAUCGUCAGAGGCAGACGGCAACGGCAUCGUCAGAGGCAGACGGCAACGGCAUCGUCAGAGGCAGACGGCAACGGCCGUAGGUCAUAAGGAUUUUCGUUGAACACAUCGGACUUUACGAAUUUUCCUUGAAGUGGUGGAAACAGAAAACUAAGAUGGCGAGCAACGGAACGAUGUCAACAAACGGUCGCGAGAUGCAAAAGAUGUUCCAGACGAUAGCAGCAAUAGAGCUGUACCAUGCACAACGUGAGGUAGCCAACUAUCUGGAACUUGCCUAUCUGAACCUGGCCGAUCAUCCGGAUGCCGCCAAAGAGGUUCGAAUGACAGCGCACAGUGCGAGGUCACAACACCUGAUGACGUCAGGCCUGAUGAAAAAGUUCACAGUGACUGCUGGUCACAUAGUCAACACAAUGGUUCCGAUGAUUUUGGAUGCGGUCGAGUUGCAGGAUCGGGAUAUCAUUAUUGACGUAUUUGGCCAGAUUAUUGAGAAUGCUGAGGCCAUGAAGAAAGAAUCAGAAGACACACGGACAAGCUACCUUAAGCUCCAAACGGAGAUACAGAAGAAUAUGGCAUUCGUUAAUGACAAAAACAAACAUGUAAUAAAAGAAUCUGAGCGGCUGAAAGUACAAAUGGAACGAGAAAAACAGAUGGCUAAGGCUGCCGCUCUGGCUCAGAAAGAACUUGAAGAAGAAAAAAAAAGGAUGGAAGAUGACUUAGCAUUAUUGAAAGGACAGAGGGAUCAGAUGUUUAAAAAUGCAGAAGGUGCAGGUCGCGAUAUGUCUGUGGAAGACGACGCAACAUUUCUUGACGCCGGCAUUCGCCCAAGCGCCAUCAUGGGCGGAGGUGUCGGCAUCGCGUUAGAAUUUGUUGGGAAAGCCGUCAACUUUUUUACGAGCAUGUUCAAAGGAGACAAGAAGAAAGACAGAUACAAGGAGCUCAUGAAGGGAUACCAAGCCGCAGAAGACAACGUACAUCGAGCACAAAAAGAAAGGAGAGAUGUCGUAGAGCGUGUGAACGAGCAAAGGAAAGAAGCGCACCAACGUCUCGCCAAAAUGAAGGAACUCAGUAUACAACAAUCUGGUCUAGGAAACGUCGAAAGUCUUCGCGAAGCUUCGCUCCAUCUCGGGGACGUGGACCGCCAGUUCACGAGAAUCAUUCAGUUUUGGGAGAACAUGGCUGCUAUUCUCAAGUACCUGAAAGAAGAUGUCAGGGCGGGGGAAGUUUACCUGAAGAAAAUUGAAAACGAAAAAUACGCUGAACGGUUCAAGAAGUCUAUCAGUAGGGCCGAAAAGGACUGGCAGUUCUUUGGCAAGAUAUGCAGCGACUACGUCCAGGAAAGUGAUACGGAACUCAGGGCACUCUACAACUUCCUGUCCUCGCCCAUCGACCAUAUGUCUAAAUCAGACAGAACAACGAGGAAGAAGGCUCUAAUAUCUUCCAUAGAAGCGGACAUCGACUCGGCUUAUGGGGAGGACAAUUAACCCAUUUAUGCCUAGUGGACUCUUCCAUCCUUUUAAAUCGGAUCAAUUUAUUUCGAAAAUUAGGGAUGUCUAGUAUAUUUAUUUCUAUAUUUAGAAUAUUUCUUACAGUAAUUCCUUUCGGCAAAUAGCGCAGACCCUGAUGAGACGCCGCUUCAUGCGGCGUCUCAUCAGUGUAUACGCUGUUUGCCAAUGCCUUUUUUCUAGACGCUAGGCAUAAAUGGGUUAACGUUUGUAAUUCAACCUAUAGAUGUUUAAUGUAAUCUUUUUUGCUAAUUUUUAACAAUUGAUAUAUAUUGUACAUACAGUUUCUCAUUAUGAUCAAUAUUAUUUUUGAUAUUUUUUUUUUUGUAUUUUGAUGUCUAAUUACCUUUUAAUAUUGUUUUCAUGUUUUCCGACAGGCUGUAUCACUCAAUAUUUAUAAAUGACAGUGACUAUUUUCACAAGCGUUUGUUUUCCUCUGUCACUGAUCUCGAUUAAUCACCGUAUUAGUAUGAAUUUAUGAAUUUAGGAAAGUUAUAACGUUUUAUCGGUGUUACAUGACUGAUAUCAGUUCGGAAACAGUAUUCCAUAUUUGUACGUGUAUUUUCACAAUGUAUUCUUUUUAAAUACAUACAGGUUAUUAAUUAAAAUCCAUAACAUUGAUGCUUUUUUCUUUAAAAAAUGUUUGUAUUCGUGUUUUAUCAUAUAUGUACUUUAUGUAUAUAACAUGUGUAUUUCUCAAUAAAACAUGUAUCUUGU